Ricinus communis (castor bean) is the source of this 1839-nucleotide messenger RNA. RefSeq names its product probable trehalose-phosphate phosphatase D. Bases 528 to 1502 code for a protein of 324 amino acids. The record is from RefSeq and is a predicted model, not a curated record. Gene Ontology annotation, biological process: trehalose biosynthetic process. The transcript is spliced from 10 exons. Gene Ontology annotation, molecular function: trehalose-phosphatase activity. NCBI's taxonomy places the organism in Eukaryota, Viridiplantae, Streptophyta, Magnoliopsida, Malpighiales, Euphorbiaceae.
UGAAAUAUUUUUAUGUUUUAAUUUUUUUUAAAAUAAUUAUUGUCCAACGUUGGUGUAUAUUUCUAUUUAUACACCAACAAAUUUUUUUUUUAUUAUUAUUCGUCUUGAAAUAUAGAUUAAUGAAAGCGGGAUCUAAGAUAAAUUCGUAAAUCCAAAAUUCGGAAGUUAAAAAACAAUAUUGUACGACUUUUAGACAAAGUUAGGCUUGUAAUAUUUCAUUUCCAUUUUUAACCAGAUUCACUAUCUAUUAUAAAGUAUAAACUUCCAUUUUGCAUGUAACCGAAUUUUGAUUUUUUAUGUCUGUUUUGUCAGGUCAAUUACUAUGUCCUAUUUGUUGACAGUUUCGUCGUAGGAAAUCCACUUUCUGUCCAAAACCCACAUGCAAUAAUCUCAACCUCUCAUAUGAAACUGAGAUUUAGACAGCGACUAGUGAGUGUCUGAUAAGUCAGUACGUUGUUCUUUGGCUCUCUUCUUUAUACGAAAGAAAGAAAAAAGAGGUGCAAUCAGUUUUUAACCGAAAGAAUUUGAUGGGUUAUCAGUCAUCGUCAUCGUCGGAGCACCUAAUCCUGGAAUCGAUCUCUAAAGGAAAAUCUGAUGAGGAUGGACCUACCCUUGGUUCUUACAGUGCGUGGCUGAUGAAGCAUCCUUCUGCAUUGGACUCAUAUGAAGGGAUGAUGAAGCCUGUUAAAGGAAAAAGCUUGGUUGUAUUUUUGGAUUAUGAUGGAACCCUAUCACCAAUAGUUGAUGAUCCUGAUAAAGCUUUCAUGUCCGAGAAAAUGCGUUCAGCGGUUGAAGAAGUUGCUCGUGUAUUCCCCACAGCAAUAAUUAGUGGAAGGUGCCGCGAUAAGGUGAAAAGAUUUGUUCAACUAGAGAAUGUAAUCUAUGCUGGCAGUCAUGGGAUGGACAUUUUUACCACAAUAGGUUCAUUCAAGUGCAACAACCAGCAUCGAUUUAGGGCUGUUGAAAAUGAGGGUGAUGGAGUCAUCUACUUUCAGCCAGCAAAAGCUUUUUUGCCUGAAAUUCAAGAGAUAUUGAAGGUACUAAAAGAGAAAACCAAGACCAUCAAAGGUGCCAUGGUUGAAGACAACAAAUUCUGCAUUUCUGUGCAUUAUCGGCUUGUAAAUGUGGAGGAUGUUGAUACUCUAAAGGAGAUGGUGAAAUCAAUCAUGGAGGAUUACCCCAGCUUUCGCAUAACAGGAGGCAAAAAGGUUAUGGAGAUACGUCCUCAGAUAGAUUGGGACAAGGGUCGUGCUCUGCAAUAUCUGAUCCAAAAUCUUGGUUUCGACGACUGUAAUGAUUUUCUGCCACUGUAUAUAGGAGAUGAUAAGACAGAUGAAGAUGCUUUCAAGGCUAUCAAGGACAUUGGUAGAGGAUACCCCAUCGUUGUUUCUUCUAUACCAAAGGAGACCAAGGCUUCCUACUCGUUGCGCGAUACAGAUGAAGUAAUGUCAUUCCUACUGAAUCUAGUGAAGUGGAAAAGUUCUUCUGCCAGUGAUAAUUAGUUUGGUGUUCGAGAGAUGAAUUACAGCAAAAUCUAGAACUCCAGAAGAGUAAUUAAUUAGUUAAUGGAGGCCAAAAAAGAUUGACUUUUACAAGGGGAUUAUGAUAUUCAAAUAGCGAUACUUAGUUUUAUUUAAAAUAUAGUAAGUUUACUGGACCCCUUGAAAUACCAUAUUCAGGAAUUAGGAAAACAAGAAGAAAUAGAUAGAGGGCAAAAAGAGGUAAAGAAGAACCUGAAAGAAAAAUGGUUUACAUUAUUUCAUUUGAAUUUUAAUCAUUAUGAUAAUAUCCCUGCUUUAUUUAUUUAUUUUUAUAUCCAUUAAUUUCAUGAUUUAAAUG